Molecule: messenger RNA, 174 nt
Organism: Cetraspora pellucida
Lineage: Eukaryota; Fungi; Glomeromycota; Glomeromycetes; Diversisporales; Gigasporaceae
Source: the annotation of a GenBank genome assembly
AUGCCAGAGUUAGCUCAUGCUUUAAUUAACAAAAAAGAAAAGCAACUAAAAUUAAUUAAUCAAGUUGUAGAUGAAGUAAUAGUAAAAAUUAAAUCUGACACAGAUAAAGACAAUGAAAUUCAACUUAAAAAAGAAAUAGCAGAAGUAGAAGCAUUCAAAUUACAAAAUCAACAA